Molecule: messenger RNA, 1983 nt
Organism: Ooceraea biroi (clonal raider ant)
Lineage: Eukaryota; Metazoa; Arthropoda; Insecta; Hymenoptera; Formicidae
Gene: Nop56
Product: Nop56 ribonucleoprotein
Cellular component (GO): small-subunit processome; box C/D methylation guide snoRNP complex
Molecular function (GO): snoRNA binding
Source: RefSeq, a predicted model, not a curated record
UAUCGACCUCUAUCGGCCUUGAUGCCGCGGUUUCCGUAUGCCAUAUCCGUUGCACGCUACAUGUGAGAAUUUUUGUAACGAAAAUCCUUUUGUAUGUAGUUGCCAGCAAAUUUAAAGAAAAAUGGACUUAUCUGAAAAGAGACAAGGAUACGCUACCUGUCAGCCACUACAGAAACUCUUUGUUCUGUAUGAACAUGCUGCUGGUUAUUCUUUGUUCCGCGUCAAGGAAUUUGAAGAAAUUGGUAUGUUGUUACCCCAAGUAAAGGAGACGGUAAAGGAUUUAUUGCGUUUCCGUAGUGUUGUAACCCUUGUUGGGUUUGCACCCUUUAAGACAGCAGUGGCUGCUCUGGAAAAUAUCAACAGCAUUUCAGAGGGAAUCAUUACAGAAGAUUUAAAAAUCUUCUUGGACUCUUGUUUACCCGAAUCCACUAAGCAAGAGAUUGUUAUUCUCGGGGUUGCUGAUCCCAAAUUGGGUGUUAACAUUAACGAAGCACUCGGUAUAAAAUGUGAUCAUCUCAACGCUGUUCCUGAGAUCAUCAGAGGAAUAAGAUUUCAUUUUCACAACUUGGUGAAAGGCUUUACCCCUCAGACCUCUACUGUUUCGCAAUUGGGUCUCGGGCACAGUUACUCCAGAGCUAAAGUUAAAUUUAACGUGAAUCGAGUGGAUAACAUGAUUAUCCAGAGCAUAUCUUUACUGGACCAAUUGGAUAAAGAUAUCAACACAUUUAGCAUGCGCUUACGAGAAUGGUACGGAUAUCACUUCCCAGAACUUGUGAAAAUAGUUCCAGAAAAUUAUAUGUAUGCAAAAGUGGCAUUGGUAAUAAAAAAUAAGAAAGAAUUCACGGAAGAAAAUAUGGGAGCAUUAGAAAAUGCCGUCAUGGAUCUUGCGAAAGCACAGGCUAUUGUCAAUGCAAUAAAAUCGUCUAUGGGUAUGGACAUCAGUCCAGUAGAUUUGAUGAAUGCCGAGAUCUUUGCUGAGCGCAUAAUUUCCCUAACUGACUAUAGAAGGAAAAUGUCAUCCUAUCUCGGAUCCAAAAUGUCGAGCGUGGCACCGAAUUUAGCUACUUUAAUUGGGGAUCAAGUCGGUGCUAGAUUGAUAGCACAUGCUGGCUCGCUCACAAAUUUGGCAAAAGCUCCAUCGUCCACACUUCAAAUAUUGGGCGCAGAGAAAGCCUUGUUUAGGGCAUUAAAAAGCCGCGGGAAAUCGAAUACUCCAAAAUAUGGUCUCCUGUUUCACUCCACAUUCAUUGGUCGCGCCAUUGCGAAGGAUAAAGGCAGAAUAGCGCGAUUCUUGGCAAACAAAUGUUCACUCGCUUCUAGAAUUGAUUGUUUCGGUGAAAUACAAACGAGCAUAUUCGGUGAGAAGUUACGGCAACAAGUAGAGGAAAGAUUGGAGUUUUUCACAUCAGGCAAAGAACCUAAAAAGAACAUAGAUGCGAUGAGGGAGGCAUUGGAGGAAACGCGGCAGAUGUUGGCUGAACAAGCAGCCGUAAAAAAAAAGAGCGAUAAGAGGAAACGAAGCGAUGUGCUUGAAAACGGCUUGAAAAAGGAGAAUGGGCAUGCCGUGAACGGCGAGGCUGACACGUCGUUACCGAAGAAAAAAAAGAAGAAAUCGAAAGGGACUACUGACAAAUAAGAAUUUAUCGUAGAUUUUAUUAUGUAUAUUAUUCUAUAGUAAUAUGAUAAAAUAAUUUAAUAUAAACAAUCAUCCGUUUUUGUGUAUAUAUAUAUAUAUAUAUAUACAGGAUAUUUGGCACAAGACGUGUCAACCUUAAGUAUGCAAAUAGAUUUGAUUAAACUGAACAAGAAAGUUUUCUAUACUUUCGCAAACGGGCACGUGAAAUGUUAUGACAUAUAAGAUAUAGUUUUGUCUUUUCAAAGAUGUUUUUGCUAAUCGCUAUCAUUGAAGCUUCGAAAAUACUAUUUUCCAAUUCAGGUUUGUAAAUUUCUCAGAAGCGGCAGCACAUAAACUUGUACAAUUUA